AUGUCCGAUAUUUCUCAUCCGCAACAUUUGUCCAGUUCUACUUCCACUAAGAACACUUCAACAGAAAUUGUACUUUGGAAAUAUGAUAAUCCUUAUGCGAAUUACAAACAUGACCCUGAAAGAAUUUUUUUAUUAAAUGGAUAUACACUUCGAAUACAUCAAAAAUUAGAUAAAAUUGUCAAGAUUACACAAAAUACUGGAAAUUUAGUAUGGGAUGGUGCAUAUGUACUAAGUAAAUAUAUUUUAUAUCAUCUACUUAAUGACUUUACCUUUCGAGAAAAUAUUCUCGAGUUUAACGAUACUGCGCCACAGAAGAUACGAUUUUUAGAAUUGGGUUCAGGGUGUGGUCUUGUUGGACUAUCUGCUUGGAUUUUGGGCGGAUAUGUUGUAUGUAGUGAGUUACCUGGUGAAGAAUUUGAACAUACAAAAUUAAAUAUCGAGUCAAAUGUUAAAUCAAUAUUAAAUCAACAAAAAGAACGAUUUAAAUUAGAAUCUAAUCUGAAAAAUGAAAGUGAUUUAAAAGUUAAACACGAAAAAUUAGAAAUUAAUUUACGCAGCGAAAAUAUUGCUGUAUAUCCGUUAAAUUGGGAAGAAUUACCACAAGAUUUUCCACAUUUAUUUCCAUUUGAUAUUAUUCUAGCAUCUGAAAUAUUUUAUUUACCUCAUUUUUAUAAACCACUAAUUAAAAUGAUAAAAUAUUUUAGUUGUCCCAUUACUGAUAAUUUUAAAGAAAAGAAAGGGAAAAGAAAAACUUUGGUAUUGGGAAUUUAUAAAGAUCGUGGUUUAGGUGAAUCUGCAUUUUUUGAUAUUGCCAAUAAAUUUGGUAAAAUGAAAGUUAUUUGGAUUAAUAAUAAUUGGAUGUUAAAUGAAUUUAAUAAUUAUUCUCAAGAAUAUAAAAUGUUUUGGCUUAUUCCUUUUGAAUAA
Molecule: messenger RNA, 924 nt
Organism: Rhizophagus irregularis DAOM 181602=DAOM 197198
Lineage: Eukaryota; Fungi; Glomeromycota; Glomeromycetes; Glomerales; Glomeraceae
Source: RefSeq, a predicted model, not a curated record